Juglans regia (Persian walnut) is the source of this 2430-nucleotide messenger RNA. RefSeq lists its product as uncharacterized. The record is from RefSeq and is a predicted model, not a curated record. Lineage: Eukaryota; Viridiplantae; Streptophyta; Magnoliopsida; Fagales; Juglandaceae. The coding region runs from base 1 to 2430 and encodes 809 amino acids. The transcript is spliced from 3 exons.
AUGGGCUUUCUUAUUAAUAGAAUGCACCAUUUCCUGCAUCAGGGAAAUAUUUUCAAAGAUGCUGCUACCUGGAAUGAAAGCACCUUGCUCAAGAGAGAUCAUGCUUGGAAGAAGACUUGGAUUCUGGACUGUGUGCCCUCCGCCUUUUUCAAUGCUUUCGUCUCACUCGUUAUAACUUCUUCAGUGAAUGGUCCAGUAUCUAGUUUGGUUCCCAUGUUCAGAUUCAUUCCCGUCGACCACUCUUCUCAUCAGGAAUUAAAUACCGUAAGGCAAUCACUCAAAGCGAAGCUUGUUGAAGAAAGUAUUGUUCCAAUUGAGACUUACUCACAGCAGAAUGUCUUUUAUAAACCUUACGAAGUAGGUAGGCUUAUGCCUGAUUUCUGGAGAAUCUUGGACCAGGCAAGGGAGCAAAAGGUGAACUUGCAUAAUCUCCAAUCCCUUGGAAAGUACAUUCUGAGUUCUUCAUUUGAUAAUGAGGAGUAUGAUGACAUAUUGAGUUUCUUGGGAGUGGAGCCAGUCAACAAUGAAUGGUAUGCAGCGUGCAUCCAGAGUAGUAAUCUUGUUGCGGGAGUGUUAAAGGACUUGUAUUUGGAGAUUUUACUAUUUUUUGCUAGUAAUUGGAGCUCCAAAUUUGAGUGCACCAAUAUCAAGAACGUUCGACUUAUAAAAUAUGUGGGCGUGGAUAGGGAUGAGUCUUUGUGCAGCAUAUAUGAAUGCAUGAACUUUUCUACUGUGGUAUCUCUGUCACGUGACUAUCUUUACGUGUCAUGGCUGAGUGAUUCGAGCAGGGAAUUCAGAUGUGCUGGUAACCGAUUUUUCAUGCCGACAUGCACACAAGAAGCUUUGUUCUUCUCCUCUAAGAAGGUGGCGAUUUGGAAUUGGCUUCAAGUGCAAGUAAAGGUGGUUUUUGUGAAUGUCUAUGAAUAUGCAAUUCAUAUUAGGAAUUCCCUCAAUAAUGAUCGAAAGCUUGCUGUUGCAUUUGUUCGCUUCUUAUACCACUCCCUGUUGAAAGAGCAUUUGUCAAGAGGGGAAACUGAUGAUUUAUGUGAUAUUAUGCCACUCAUAGACAACUAUGGGGACCUAACCACCAAGAGGCAAGGGGUUAUUGUCCCUGCUAACGGAAGCAAAUGGGUGGAAUUGAUUGUUUCGAAUCCAUGGAGAGGUGUAGACUACAUUGAGUUGGGAGAAGAAAACUUGCGUCCAGGUUAUUUUGCAGGUGAGUUUACCUCAGGAGAGCAGCUCCUAGAGUUCCUUAAAACUCAUGUUGGAGCUUCUGAUAUCCCUGAUAUAUCUCCUCCCGAUGCUGACAUUCCUGCAGUUGCUGCCCCACUCACCUUUCAAAACGUAUUCUUGCUUUUAGAUUGGAUUCGAAACUUGAAAUAUAGGGGAAUUAGAAUUCUAAACAGGUUCCUAAAAAGCAUAAAGGAAGCCACCAUCUCUGUCAUUCAUGCUUACCUCUUCACUGGGAACCAUUUUGCAAACGGAUCGGUGCUUGUUCAUAUACCGUUGAUUGAUCAAAAGUUUUAUGGCGAUAGAAUAAAUGACUAUAAGGACGAACUAAAGACAAUUGGAGUCGUGUUUGAGUAUGGAGAAGCAUGUGAAUAUAUUGGGAACCAUCUUAUGUUUGUUGUAGAAAACUCCACUUUAACUAGAAGCCAGGUGCUAUCUGUUCUAAAUUUCAUCAGAUUUUUUAAGGAAAAUGUUCUUCCUUUGGAUAAAUUCAUCAGUAGGAUCAAAGAAAGAAGAUGGCUGAGGACAUCUUGCAGUGAUAGGUCUCCAGUUGAAUUUGUUUUGUUUGAUCCUGAAUGGAGACUUGCUUCUCAAAUCAGUGACAUCCCCUUCAUCGAUACAGAUUACUUUGGGGAGGAAAUACUUUCUUUAGAAGAGGAACUCAAGUCCCUGGGUGUGUUGAUUGGUUUCAAUGGAAGUUUCAAGCUCGUUGGAGACAACUUAAAAUCACCUUCACGCUUGACUUCUUUGACAGCUGAGGCUGUUCUUUUAAUCCUGGAAUGUAUGCAUCAUUUAGGAUCACCCACCAAACUCGUUGAGACACUGAGAGGUGUGAAAUGCUUCAAGACAAAUAUUGGUUAUAAGUCUCCAGGAGAAUGUUUCCUGUUUAACUCUGAAUGGGCUUGCAUGCUACAGGUUUUCAAUGGAUUCCCACUGAUUGAUCAUGACUUCUAUGGAAGCAUCAUAUUUUCCUAUAUAAAUCAGUUGAGGCAAAUAGGAGUGAAGGUGGAUUUUGAGGAGGCAGUCAAAGUAUUUGCUCACAGUUUCAGACAGCAAGCAUCUUCCAUGACAAAGGAAAAUGUUUUGUCCUUUUUGUCAUGUUAUAGACAGCUGAAGGGUACUCCACAUAAGUUUCCUCCAGAUCUCAAGAAAUUCCUCCGUGAGGAGAAGUGGUUGCGGACUAGACUUGGUGGUGUAUGA